Molecule: messenger RNA, 846 nt
Organism: Phlebotomus argentipes
Lineage: Eukaryota; Metazoa; Arthropoda; Insecta; Diptera; Psychodidae
Product: mucin-2-like
Exons: 4
Coding region: 1-846 (281 amino acids)
Cellular component (GO): extracellular region
Molecular function (GO): chitin binding
Source: RefSeq, a predicted model, not a curated record
AUGAUUGCAGGACUCGUGAUUUGCCUUUUGGUGUGCCUGGCGAAUGCGGCAGUGUUGACGAGUGGUGUUGAGUGUCCCGAGGGCAGAUGGAUGACCACACUCGCCCAUGAGGAUUGCCAUCAAUUCCACUUGUGCCUCUUCGGCCGCGCCGUGGAGCUCAAGUGUCCCUUUGGCCUCUACUGGGACCCCAUCGAGGGUGGUUGUGGCCGGAAGGUGGACGUGUCGUGCAUCGCGGUGGAGAUGCGCCAAGAAGACGUGCCACAGCCACCUGUUGAGACCACAACUUUCCCGCCGCAGCCAGAUAUAGAGACGACCACUGGAGCUGAGGAAGAGACUAGUCCGGAGGAUGAGACCAGUCCAGAGGAGGAGACGAGUCCUGAGGAUGGAGAAACUCCCACUCCGCCCUUCGAAACAACAGGAAACACCCCAACUCCCCCGUUCUCCACGACUGGAGGAGACCUCACUCCUCCAGUGUCCACCACAGGAAGUCAGCCCACGCCAGAGGUGUCCACCACGGGCACAGACGUAGCAACUCCACCAGAGUCCACGACCGGAGGCGAGACUGGAACCCCGCCGGAAUCCACGACUGGCGGAGAGGAGACUGCCACGCCUCCGGAGUCUACAACUCCCGACUUGCCAGAAACCACCACAGGUGGAACACCACCACCGCCGACGCCGCCUAAGUGUCCGCCAACUGGCAUCCACCACUUCCCUGAUCCCACGUCGUGCUACCGCUUCUUCCUGUGCCAGAACGGAGAGCUCAUUAACAUGAUGUGCGCUCCUGGCCAGAUCUUCGACCAGACGUACCUUCGUUGCCGCCACGACGGCGUGUGCGCGCUGCCCUAG